GAUGCCAUUCAUGGCAACAAGUGUACCCAACCUCCUCAUCAAACCCAGCUUCCUCCGGGCUUUCGUGUGAUUAAUGUCGUAAACAUGAACAUCGCCGAACCAGUUGGGCCGACACGUUAUGUUGCUUUAAGCUAUAUGUGGGGUUCCGCGGCUGGCAGUCAGAACGAUUUUCAACUUGAAAAGAAGAAUGUUAGAUACCUUGAGGCUCCAGGAAGUCUUAUUAAUGCUAGCAUUCCCAAGGUCGUCACUGAUGCUAUAUCGCUGUGUAAAGACCUCGGUGAAAUUUACCUCUGGAUUGACAGACUCUGCAUCGUCCAGGAUGAUCAGGAACUAAAGCCAGCGCAGAUAGUGGCCAUGGAUAAGAUAUACCGCUCUGCUACUUUUACACUUGCGGCGGCCCUUAGCAAUCCCAGCGGAGACGGACUUCCUGGUCAUCAGGAGAAGCCGCGUGAUCUUUAUUCAUCUAUCUGGAUCCCGCCUUAUGAUGCUAACGUAGAAACACGAGGAAUAAAACCAAAUGGCAUUAGAAGUCUGGUAGACUCUUCACUCUGGAAUAGAAGGGGUUGGACAUUUCAGGAGAGGCUACUUUCUCAACGGUGCCUCUUCAUCACCGAACACCAAACCAUGUUCAAAUGUUCGCAAGCAGAAGCAAGUGAAGAGCUCACGUGGAGCCCUCAAAUUCCUGGAAAGCCCAGGCCGUCAGCAGUUUUGGGUGAUAGUCUAGUAAGCAGUAAUACUGAAGAUGGGAAUGAUUUAAACAAAGACAAGGUUUAUCAAAUCCCAGGCUACUUUGAGCUACAGUCCUACGGCACAGAGACUGAGUAGAUAGUUAAAGACACCGCAUCUCUAACAGAAUACUGCGGAUGGGUCCAAAACUAUACAUCCCGCCAACUUUCUUAUGGCACCGACAUUCUCCACGCUUUUACAGGCGUAGCUAAAUACCUCUCUAGGCUACUAGCUUGCCCAAUGCUAUUCGGCCUACCGGAGAAAUACCUACCACAGUGUCUCCUAUGGAGUUGCCCGGGGGAACCAAGCAGGAGGGGUGAAAUG
Messenger RNA from Daldinia loculata, 1050 nucleotides. RefSeq names its product heterokaryon incompatibility protein-domain-containing protein. The coding region runs from base 85 to 825 and encodes 246 amino acids. The transcript is spliced from 2 exons. Lineage: Eukaryota; Fungi; Ascomycota; Sordariomycetes; Xylariales; Hypoxylaceae. The record is from RefSeq and is a predicted model, not a curated record.